ACACGAAUGUUUAUUAUUAUUUUCCUCGCUGACGUCGCGACGACGAAUAUGUUUUUCUCGACUGCGAUGAUGACGCAUCAACGUGUGGGUUGGCUGGGAAACGGGUUUCGAUCAUCGGUGAAAAGUCGCGAAAAUGCCGCUGCUCGUUCGUACCAAGAGUGACUCAGUGAGAGCUGAUCGUCACGAGGGGGUUCGAGGUGGAUUUUCUGGACGAAAAAACUGGUUGUAAUGGCGCUGCUAUCGCGGCAGAUGGUCGUCAAGGUUCCAUGUUUGCUUAUUUCUCGUUUGUUUUUGUUCCAUUGAUGGUGAAUGACGUCGCUUCGUUUGUGUCUGCGAUCGUCUCUUCGUCGCCAGUUUGUCAAUCGAGCGAGUCGAAUCACUGCCGAGCCGAGCAGUCAGUGUCGCAUUGAAAGGGAACGUGGAAUGUUCGUGUACCAGAGCGUCGUAAACAAUGAAUGAGUCGUUCAAUGGAACCUUGGUGGCCGAUAAUGGUAUUCAUCAGACGGAAUUGUUGUCAAUCGAGUCGUUGGUGAACGAGUUCUACCAUCCGGGUACGUCCAAUGCAAGAAAACACACGAUCGAAGGUCAGCUACAGCAGUUUCAGCGAACGCCACAUGGUUGGGCGCUGUGCCUGCAACAUCUGGUGCAGUUCAACAAUCAGUACUUUUGGUUUUUCAACGUCUCGACUGUGGAAGUGACCAUCAGCCAGCGCUGGGUAUCACUGGACGAUGCCCACCGAGCACAAAUCCGGGACGCACUUUGGGCGACCUAUGCGGGGUUCUCGCAUGACAUUCCGGGAAUGCAGCGAGACAAGGUCGCCCAGUUGAUCGCCUUGAUCGGGAAACGGCAGUUCCCGGAAGAGCACCCGGAUUAUAUGAAUCAGGUACUGGAACUACUGAAAAGUAAGUUCAUCCUAGGCGUAACGCUGCUGCGAUCGACCUCGGAUGAAAUCACCAGCACAAAGGCCGACAUCACAACCGAUCGACAAAAGUACCUGUCCUACUGCGUUUCAAUGUAUCUCCCGUCGGUGUUCGAAAUCCUGGAGAAGUACGCUGAACUGUGCAUCACACGAACUAGUUGUAAGAACGGAAUAAGCUUGGCACAUUUGCCGCCGCCAUUCGGGGACGACUCGCGCGUCGAGCAAGCCACCAUGGAUCUGCUGUUGUGCGUUCAGCAAAUCUUCUCCUGGGCACCCCUCGAUAACAUUACGGAGCCGCAUUUCUUCCAGAGUUUGUUCAUGCUGGCCCGUUGGAACGAAACAUUCAACGAUGUGUCCAUUUCGGCUCUGACGACGAUUUCGGAACUGUUCUAUCGGCAGAAACCGCUUCCGCUACCGACGGUCAUAGCUACCGGGGUGAUUGAUCUCCUGCAGCAGCCAACACUCAAACUGUCCAAUGAGUUGUACCAGGACAAGCUUACCGAACUGUUGCGACUGUUCACCUCGCAGCAGUGGGCCAAGUGGAGCAAAGAUCCCCACUUUCCGGCCAUGUCGUAUCUGAACUCGCUGUUUCAGUACACGUUCUACGGUUAUGGGGCGUUGGCAUUUACCGAGCGGUUGAUGAUUUGGACGCCGAUUGUGCAGAGCUUUGCAGCGAUGGCCGAGAACGGCGCGGUGAAUAAGCAUAGCGAUAAGCUGUUGUCGCUAGCUUCGGGAACCAUGAAGCGGAUGUUGUUCCAGUACGACUUCGAUCAACAGCUGGAUAUGCUGGACAAUGAGGAAUUGGAUGAUGAUAACGAAACCGAGUUGCAGCACUUCUUCAACCAGUGCAUCGACACGAUCGCCCUCAUUGCCGAGAUCGAACCCAUCCGGGUGUACGACAUGGCGUUCUCCGAGUUCGCAUCGGAUGCCAGCGGUCCGUACGGGCAAGUCCUAUCCACGGUGGGCGGAAUGUUGCUCAACGGAUCCAGUUACAUCGCCCCUAGGCCCGCCCUACCGCUGCUGGACGAAGAAAGCCGAUCGGCGCUACGCUGCAAGUUCCGUGAUUUCAUCUCGUUGUGCCAAAUUAUCGCCCGUGUCAGUCCGUUGCUGCACGAGCGCUCGGAAAAGAUCAGCGCCUCGAUCGGACGGAUGAUCGAGGAUCUGGUCAAACUGGUGGAGAUGGUGUCCAGUGCGUCGGGAGAUCCACUGGAAUACUUCUUCGCGAACUUGCAACCUUUGGCCGGCGAGCUGGCGGAUGUGAUCGGCCAGACGCUGAUCACUUUGCGAAGUCUACUGGUGGUAACGCACAUUCCAUUUGGGGAAGCUGAGAUGAUGCAUUUCGUCGGUUGCAUUCCGAGGUUUCUAUCGCCUCCGCAGAAGGUCAAACGGGACCAGCUGAAGACGCUGACCAGUGCAGCGGCUCAGCUGUUGGUCAGUGUCAGUGCCAAUAUGCGACCGAAGUACCUGGUCCAGCUGAUCAAGCCGCUGGUGCAUAGUGAUUUAAGGCAUUUGGAGCGAUCGACGGCGCUAACGGUGCGGUUAGCCAUCUGUAACUGCUUCGUGCUGCCGUGGACGGGCUGUUCGGCGGCCGAGCAGAACUUCGAAGGUCGCGCCGCUCUUCUACAGGAAUAUAUUGCAUUUAUAGCCGGUGAUUUGAUUAGGUUAGACUUGGGCCAUACGUUUAGCAGUAGUAAUCCAUCGUUGGACUACGGUCAGGAGGAGAAGAUCGUGACGGUGGCAACGAUCGUACUUGGCACCUUGCGGGAUCUGCUGGAGUAUUACCAGGAGCAGAGCAGUUCCGUCAAGCAGAUGCUAGCGGCCGCCUACAGACCUGUGAUAGAGAAAACGCUAGCCAUCUACAGUGCGGCCAGCAGUAAAAAUUGCGUGCUCAUCGAGAGGAUCUUCGAAUUCUGUCUGGGGAUUCUGAGGACCUUGCAGGUUCAGCUGGGUCAGAUGUUCCUGAAGAAUAUCAUCCUGCUGUUCCUGGGAAACACGAAAACGGAACAAAUCGGCUCGCAGCGCUUCCGUUCGCUGGAUAUUCUGCUCAAAAUGUUCCUUCUUAUCGUCGAACAACCGGGCAAUGCUUCGCUGCUGCCGGAUAUCUUGAACUUUUCAAUCGAGCACGUACUACCGAUGGUGUUCUCGAAUGAGUACACCGGCAAGAGUGAUCAGAGUGGCCAUGCCGACGUUAGUUUAUCGCUGUAUCAGCUGUUCAAUGGAAUACUGUUGCAGCGGUGGCAGUACUUCUACAAAUCUACCGUACUGAAGCAGUUCACCCCGAGUUCGUCGGGGAUCGUUCAGCAUCCGCAGUCGGCCCUGGAACAUCCGGAUCAGUUUGCGGCCAUCAUGAAUGCGUACGGUCAGGCGAUCGUAUGCGGUAACGAUCCCCAUGUGACGCGUGCCACUCUACAAUCGCUGGAGGCGCUGAACGACCGGUGGAAGCUGUACCAGAGGGAAUUUUUCCGUGAGAAUCUUCUGCAAUCGUUCGAGGCGGCCAUUAUCAAGGCGCUGGCGGCGCCGGAGGGAAUCCUACACUACGAGUUGUUUCUGGCGGUGCUGUUCAGUAUGGGCCAGGUGGAUACGAAACGACUGCACGAGACCUUUACCGGGAUCGGGUUUCCGGCGGAAUCACAACAGGUCGAGGAGGUCUGCUUGGCUACGGACUACCCAACUUUCGCUCAUCGUAUGAACCAGCUGAUACAGGACACCAAAUGCUGUCAGCUGAAUAAUUCCGCAUCCUAAUCCCAAAAUGCCAUGUAGACCGGCAUCUGGUCGUAUUCGUCGUCGUCAUCGUCUUCAUUAUUCUCGUCACAUCGUGUAUCGUCGUCAGCCAUCAUCGGAACGGACUUUAAAUUUACAUCGUAAUCUACUAACUCUCUACAAUAUGUCUCUCAUUCACAUCUCCCACAAGGAAAAAUUUCCCAGUCGAAGUCGAGAAGCAAAAAAAAAAACCAUCAUAUUGGUUGAGAGAACCAAACUUUUACCAACAAA
Messenger RNA from Aedes albopictus (Asian tiger mosquito), 3910 nucleotides. RefSeq names its product exportin-6-A (gene ebo). Gene Ontology annotation, molecular function: small GTPase binding; nuclear export signal receptor activity. The transcript has 5 exons. The record is from RefSeq and is a predicted model, not a curated record. NCBI's taxonomy places the organism in Eukaryota, Metazoa, Arthropoda, Insecta, Diptera, Culicidae. Bases 452 to 3661 code for a protein of 1069 amino acids. Gene Ontology annotation, biological process: protein export from nucleus.